Toxotes jaculatrix (banded archerfish) is the source of this 2536-nucleotide messenger RNA. RefSeq names its product tumor protein p53 (gene tp53). NCBI's taxonomy places the organism in Eukaryota, Metazoa, Chordata, Actinopteri, Toxotidae. Gene Ontology annotation, molecular function: protein binding; RNA polymerase II cis-regulatory region sequence-specific DNA binding; DNA-binding transcription factor activity, RNA polymerase II-specific. Gene Ontology annotation, biological process: protein tetramerization; regulation of transcription by RNA polymerase II; apoptotic process. Gene Ontology annotation, cellular component: nucleus. The record is from RefSeq and is a predicted model, not a curated record. The coding region runs from base 217 to 1368 and encodes 383 amino acids. The transcript has 11 exons.
GCCCCCCGCUCCCGUUGCCCUCUUCGUGGGAAUCCCCGACAGCAACGUGCUUUGCUAUACCUCAUAAUAUUUUGGCUUUUUUCGGCCGUUUCAUUUCGCUUCCUCUACUCACACAAGUGACUCACCUCUCUGUGGACAGCGGUAGCGGGAUUUGCAAGCACUAUUGCAUCUCGGCUCUUCCCUCAUUUUCUCUCAGCUGGGAAAGGAGGGAAACAAAUGAUGGAAGAGCAAAAUCUCGACAGUCUGCAGUUGAGCCAGAACCUGCCACUCAGCCAGGACUCCUUUAGGGAGCUGUGGGAGAGUGUAGUGACUCCCUCCAUCUCUACCUUCCCAGCAGCGACUGACUCGGGUCAUGAGGCAUGGAGAGCAGGUGAACAAAUGGAUAUGUUGCAGCUCAUGCAGGAUGAAGUGCUGGCUAACGGAUUUGAUGAGAAGCUGUUUGAGCAGCUACCCCCGGAGACAGCGCCUAAAGAUGGCGUCACUCCCCCGGCUUCCACCGUCCCUGUUACAACUGACUAUCCUGGGGAAUAUGGCUUUCAGCUCAGAUUUCAAAGAUCUGGCAUGGCCAAAUCCGUCACUUCCACUUUUUCAGAGGUUCUCAACAAGCUGUAUUGCCAGCUGGCAAAAACCAGCCCUGUGGAGGUGCUGGUGGUCAAGGAGCCUCCUCCGGGAGCCAUCCUCAGGGCAACAGCAGUUUACAAGAAGACCGAGCAUGCGGCUGGUGUGGUUCGCAGAUGUCCGCAUCACCAGAAUGAGGACCCUGCGGAGCAUCGCAGCCAUCUGAUCAGAGUGGAGGGCAACCAGAGGGCUCAGUAUUUUGAAGAUCCGCACACAAAGAGGCAGAGUGUGACCGUCCCUUACGAGCCCCCCCAGCUGGGCUCAGAGAUGACGACCAUCCUGCUGAGCUUUAUGUGCAACAGCUCCUGCAUGGGCGGCAUGAACCGCAGACCAAUCCUUACCAUCCUGACCCUUGAGAGUCCAGAGGGACUGGUGUUGGGCCGGAGAUGCUUUGAGGUGCGCAUCUGCGCAUGUCCAGGCAGGGACCGCAAAACUGAGGAGGAAAAUAGCGCCAAGGCCCAGAAUGGCACCAAGCAAAGCAAAAAACGAAAGAGCACUCCUGCUCCUGACACGACUUCUGUGAAGAAGUCCAAGUCUGCCUCCAGUGCAGAGGAGGAAGAAAAGGAUGUCUAUGUUCUGCAUGUUCGUGGUCGUGAGCGUUUCGAAAUGUUGAAGAAAAUCAACGAUGGUCUGGAGCUGCUUGACAAAGAAAGCAAAACCAAGCCUAAGGCCUCUGUGAAGGUGGAGUUUCCUCUGCCCUCCUGCGGAAAGAGACUCAUGCAGAGAGGAGAGCGGAGUGACAGUGACUGAGAAGCUCGCUGCCUUGAGCUCUUCCAAGCCAUCGGGUUUAUUUCAGGGCUUUUUUUCUCAUUGGAGUCCAAAAUCACCUCCUGCCUCAGUACGCCAGAAAACUUGAUGAUAACUGUACUGCCUGAACAUUUACUGUACUGUAAGUACUGUACAGUGUCUUUCCAUUUAAGACAUAUGCAAAUGAAUGAAGGUUGAAUACAUUUUGCAGAGGAGAGCAGUUCAUACUGUAGAAAUCAUGCCUCCUCUUCCCCACUGCACCCAUGAAAUGGCUGUAAGAUCUUAAUCUUUCUGUGAUGGCGUCAGACAGGAUGUCGGGGUGGGCACUUCAAACUGGGAGGGACUGGAUUCAAUCAGUGUUAAUUUUGUCUGGGAUUUUAAUUUGAGCGUUAAUCACUCCGUUUUUAAAAUUUAUGUCAUGUUGUCAUUUAAAAUGUAUUACAUUUAGCAGAUGGAAAACCACAGGAGUAGUGUCUUGGUUUUUCAGCGACAUUUUUUUUUCUUUUAUGUUUUGUCAAAAUAGUAAUUAUGAUCUUAAAUUGGUUAUAGAGAAAAAAAAGAUCAGUUUAUCAGUUGAGUCAAACUGAGGCAGACAAGUGAUUUUAAAAAAAAACAAAAAAACGCAAAUAUAACGAGUCACUGCCAUUUAUUCGACGUUAGCCAUGUAAAACUUGAAUGGCUGUUUACCUCCAAUAUUAGUAUUGCUGUUUUACUGUAGCGCAGUUCAUUAAAAUUCACGUUUUCAUUUACCCGUGUGAGGGAAUUUGGCUCUGGCGUUGCUGUCAAACUGUGAUUCAGUGUUCUGUACAAGUCUCUAAAAAACUAAAGAUCAAGAGAAACAAGUCAGGAACCAAUAAAGCAAAACUAAUGAAUUCACAGGUAAAACAAGCUGUUAUUAACAGUGAUAUUCAUACUAUCAUAUGCUGUCAGUGGAGCUUUUCUUCUGUCUUUAUUUUUUUAUUAUUUUCAUUUUUUAUUUUCAAAGAUCAGUAUGUUAUCUUCAGUGAUGCUUGUUUUUACAUGGUGAGGUUGGUCAUAGGGAACUUCAUAAUUAAAAAAAAAAACAAACAUUAAAAUUAACACCAGAUUUGGUAGAUGAGGGGGCUGGCUGGAUCACCCCAAAACGUUAUCACUUUUUUUACUAUCUGCAUGUUUUUAUACACAAGUUUUU